CUUUAUAAAGGUCGAGUGCACGCUCUUGGGUCCUCCGUGUGCAAUGGUCUGUCGUCAUUGACCACAACCUGGGGCCAAAGCGACGCGCCAUGGCUCGAACCUGGCUUCACCGAACCUCUUCCCUUCUAAUUGUCUGUUCCGUACUCUGGUUCCAUCUAGCCACCGUCGAUGCAAAACAUCAUAACCGACGGCCGAUGGUCCUCCCUCUACAUCAAUCAUCACGCAAUCAUUCCCUGCACCGACACGUGGACAAUCUCCGCCGUCAUCUCCAGCAGUCGGAGUUCUCUCCUUCCAUUCCAAACGCUCGGAUGAGACUCUAUGAUGAUCUCCUUUCCAACGGUUACUAUACGACUCGGCUAUGGAUAGGGACGCCGCCUCAGGAAUUCGCGCUCAUCGUCGAUACCGGAAGUACUGUAACUUACGUUCCUUGCUCCAGUUGUGCACAGUGCGGCAAGCAUCAGGAUCCAAGGUUCCAACCGGAUUUGUCUAGCACUUAUCAACCUGUAAAAUGCAAUCCGAGUUGUAAUUGUGAUGAUGAGCAAAAGCAAUGCACAUAUGAUAGACGGUAUGCUGAGAUGAGUUCCAGCAGUGGGGUGCUUGGAGAGGAUGUUGUUUCUUUUGGGAAUGAAAGUGAACUUGUGCCUCAGCGUGCUGUUUUUGGUUGUGAAAAUAUGGAAACAGGUGAUCUUUACAGCCAACGAGCUGAUGGUAUAAUGGGUUUGGGUCGUGGGCGGCUAAGUAUUGUGGAUCAACUUGUUGAUAAGAGUGUUAUUGGUGAUUCAUUUUCUUUGUGUUAUGGUGGGAUGGAUGUUGGUGGGGGUGCAAUGGUUCUUGGAAAUAUCACUCCUCCCCCUGAUAUGGUCUUCUCCCAUUCGGACCCUUUCCGUAGCCCUUACUACAACAUUGAGCUUAAGGAAAUGCAUGUUGCUGGAAAGCCAUUGAAGUUACACCCUGGGAUCUUUGAUGGAAGGCAUGGAACAGUCCUGGACAGUGGAACAACAUAUGCUUACCUUCCAAAAGCUGCAUUUGUUGCAUUUAGGGAUGCUAUCAUAAGGGAAGUUCAUUUUCUCAAAAGGGUCCAUGGUCCUGAUCCAAAUUAUGAUGAUAUCUGUUUUUCCAGUGCUGGAAGGGAUUUUUCGCAACUAGCAAAAAUUUUCCCAGAGGUUGAGAUGGUAUUUAACAAUGGAAAGAAGUUAUUGCUGUCUCCAGAAAACUACCUGUUCCGGCAUACAAAGGUUAGUGGUGCAUAUUGCUUGGGAAUUUUCCAAAAUGCAGAAGCGACUACUCUUUUAGGAGGCAUUGUCGUCCGUAACACCUUAGUCACUUAUGAUCGGGGUAAUGACAGGAUAGGCUUUUGGAAAACUAAUUGUUCUGAGCUAUGGAGGAGAGUGCAGUUCCCUGGUGCGCCUGCGCCAGCUCCUUUAGUCUCCCAAAGCAAGGAUACAAACAUGGAAAUUCCUCCGGCACUAGCCCCAAGUGGGUUGCCACCAAAUGUUCUUCCAGGUUCAUUUCGUAUUGGAUUUAUAACAUUUGAUAUGUCAAUUAGCGCAAAUGAUUCCAACUUGAAGCCCAACUUCAAGGAGCUUGCAGACUUAAUUUCCCAGGAACUGGAAGUUGAUAAAUCACAGGUUCGCCUGUUGAACGUCACUUCCAAAGGAAAUGAUUUCCUUGUUAGAUGGGGCAUUUUUCCAGCUGCAUCUGCCAAUUAUAUUUCUAAUACGACUGCACUGAGCAUCAUUCUGCGCUUAAGGGAUCAUCGAAUGCAGUUUCCUGAGAGAUUUGGAAAUUAUAAGUUGGUUGAAUGGAAUGCUGAACCUCAAAGGAAGAUGACAUGGUGGCAACAUCACUUUCUGGCACUGGCUCUUGGAUUUGUAACUACUCUGAUUCUUGGUUUGUCAGCUAUUGGGAUAUGGUUGGUUCAUCGACGCAGACAACAGGCAAUCAGUGCAUAUGAACCUGUUGGUGCUCCUACUCCGGAGCAAGAGCUUCAGCCUCUUCAAUCUUAAAUUUUCGUCCGUCUGCUGCAUAGUUUACUUGUAUACUAUUUUAUAAUCUUGCACAGAAUACAUGCUUUUGGAGCUCACAAAAUGAUGAUGGUGGUGGAUCCAUGCCAGAUCAGUAUGAGGAGAUACAUAUGCAAUCCCUCUGUUGUACAAUUUUUAUUUUCCAUUUUUAAGAAAAAAGAAAACCAAUAGUGCAAAUAGAUAAUUGGACUAGAUCAUAUUUUUGACUGUCAUAUGUGGAAACAAGUCUCUCAGAUCAAGUAAUACAAGACCCAUUUGAGGAAUGAAAUUAUUAUAGUCAUU
Messenger RNA from Theobroma cacao (cacao), 2306 nucleotides. RefSeq names its product aspartic proteinase 36-like. Lineage: Eukaryota; Viridiplantae; Streptophyta; Magnoliopsida; Malvales; Malvaceae. The record is from RefSeq and is a predicted model, not a curated record. Gene Ontology annotation, biological process: proteolysis. Gene Ontology annotation, molecular function: aspartic-type endopeptidase activity.